AUGGGACACCACUCACGUAACCAAGGCGGAUGCUCAGGCACAACAGAGUCGACAUGUCCUCCUCCGGCUUUGCUCCCUCCACAAGCCCCUCCGAGUCUUUUGAUGACGGCAGUGGAACAGGCCAGACUGCAAUCGCUAACUGGAAAAACCUUCAAGACUGAUGAUCAUGGAUCAAACAGCAUGCCGUCCUCGCCCGGUGAUUUCUCGAGCAUUUCAACGUCUGACGGUCAUCACAGCCUCUCAGCUAGCUUUUCUGAACUCCCUUCUCGUCAGUCGCCGGCCCCGGCUAGUGCCUUUCCGGAAACGAGGGACUCCAUCCCUCAACUCGUCAUGCCUACCGUCAUGGUUCCUCAGCGCCGUCCUUUCUCCGACACAGGGAGAGGCCUGGGUAAACUCAAGAUUCUGGUUACUGGCCAAUCAGGAACCGGGAAAACAUCCCUCAUUCGCGCUAUUGGGCAAACUUGUGCUCACAUUGUGCAAAUGGACAAAAUUACCGACGCUCCGAAUCGCCGCCCGAGCAAUAUAUAUGCGAGCACUCGCCCAAGUCCUUGGUGGAAGCCGCAUGCCGACAAUGCCUGCAAGGGGCGGCGGCCUACAAUAACCGACCAAGUAUUGGACAAAAACUUGUGUUUUGUGGAUUGCCCAGCCCUAUCCACGGAUAAUGAGGCUACCUCCCCCGCUGUCGAGUAUGUUGAGAAUCAUCUGUCUCAUCUGUCUGUUGAGUAUAUCGAUGACGCGGACCUGAUUGCUCUGUUGAGCAGCGGGAUCGAAGCAAACGUCGACGUCGUGCUCUAUUUACUUGCUUGCACAGGUCCUACGGGAAACGAUGUCCAAUGCAUGAGAGACUUGCAAAACACAACAAACUUCAUCCCUAUACUUUCCGACAUCGACGGCCUAUCAGCUGAUGAGAUUCUCUCAGCCAAACGACGGAUUCUCUGCGACCUCGCGGCUGCAAAGCUUGACUACUUUUCCUUCAUGCCCACAGAGUCCAGCAAAGACGUUGGAGGCAUCUAUGCGGUGAACAGUGCGGUUACUCUAGAUGGCGAUGCUGUCGAUGCAAGCUUUGUCAUGGAUUCAGACUAUCUGCCACCGUUGGUCGAGACUGACCUCGAUCGCCUGGUCUCGGCAAUCCUAUCCGUGGAGGGCAGCUCCCACCUUCGCUACGCCGCUGCGAUUAAAGCCGUCAAGUGGCUACGCGGGAAGCCUGUCGGCGGAAACUCCUAUGCCCUAGCGUCUACCCGCAGACUCCUGUCCCGCGGUGCUCGCGAAAUCUUGUCCAAUUUUGCCAACAUGUCUCGAGAGGCAGAGCAUCGGGGCCAGGUCCACAGCACGUCAGCCUGGGCAGAAGGACUGCGUCAGAGCUUAGCUUCUGAGCGGCUGAACCUUUCGCAACGGCACACGGCCCAGGUCAUGUCUUCUACUCAGAUGACCUUGGUCAGGCCCAACUGUUCACGGCCGCCGGACUCCAGAUGCUGCCAUAACUGGAGCUGCGCCUCGAGCAGCAAUGACCAAGACCCGCUGGGGCUGUUGCAGCUCCUGAGACGGUUCCAGAUUGGCAGUCAGUUAACGCUGGAGCUACUGAGCAGCUUUGGCGUUUUAUGGUGUGCGGCAACAUGGCUCCUCUGGCCGAAAUGGCCAUGGUGA
Molecule: messenger RNA, 1644 nt
Organism: Ustilaginoidea virens
Lineage: Eukaryota; Fungi; Ascomycota; Sordariomycetes; Hypocreales; Clavicipitaceae
Exons: 4
Coding region: 1-1644 (547 amino acids)
Biological process (GO): cytoskeleton-dependent cytokinesis
Cellular component (GO): septin ring; cell division site; septin complex
Molecular function (GO): GTP binding; GTPase activity; molecular adaptor activity
Source: RefSeq, a predicted model, not a curated record